CCUCGCCCUCCUCCUUGGUAGGCUGGGCUCGGCUAAAGAAGCGCAGGUUUCCGCCGCGGCCUUGGCCUUGGCCUUGCAGUAACUUUUAGAAGUACCAAAUUUCUUGCUGAUGCAUUGAAAUCAUUUUAUCAGUUGCUAGAAUGUUCAAAAAUGAAUAUCAGGGUGGCCCGUUUGUUGAAAUCUUCAGUGCUCAAGGCAAGAAUACUGGGACCAAAUGGAAAAUUUUUGGCAAUCCUUCAGUAAUAGGGAAAGAAUACGAUAAGGAAGUGAAAGGCUUCGUCUUUGUUCUGGAAGGAAGCAGUCAAACCAACAAGAUGCAGCUUCCAAAGGAAACUAAGCAAACUCUUGGACUGAUCCAGCAAUUUUUGGUCCUUCAGAUUUAUGUACCAUUGGGACAAGAUUUCUCAGCUGAGUUACUUACUGUCAGUGUGUGAUACACUUUUCCUGAGAUGGGAAUGACAGUGUCCUUGUCAUGUAACCUUAAUAUCAAAGUGAGGCAGAAAGUAUUAAGGUUUG
This is a messenger RNA of Python bivittatus (Burmese python), 516 nucleotides long. Lineage: Eukaryota; Metazoa; Chordata; Lepidosauria; Squamata; Pythonidae. The record is from RefSeq and is a predicted model, not a curated record.